Molecule: messenger RNA, 369 nt
Organism: Kluyveromyces marxianus DMKU3-1042
Lineage: Eukaryota; Fungi; Ascomycota; Saccharomycetes; Saccharomycetales; Saccharomycetaceae
Gene: MPC1
Product: pyruvate transporter MPC1
Exons: 1
Coding region: 1-369 (122 amino acids)
Biological process (GO): pyruvate import into mitochondria
Cellular component (GO): mitochondrial inner membrane
Source: RefSeq, a predicted model, not a curated record
AUGUCUCAACCGGCACAAAGGGCAGCUACACAAUCUUUGAUUUCUAAAUAUAUUAACAAGGAGACUUUGAAAUAUGUCUUCACUACACACUUCUGGGGCCCAGUUUCCAACUUUGGUAUUCCAAUAGCAGCUAUCUAUGACUUGAAGAAGGACCCUGAGAUGAUUUCUGGCCCUAUGACUGGUGCUUUGGUGAUUUACUCUGCUGUGUUCAUGAGGUAUGCGCUAGCUGUUCAGCCAAAGAACUUUUUGUUGUUCGGUUGUCAUGUUGUUAACGAGGCCGCUCAGCUUGGUCAAGCUUACAGAUACUUGGAUUAUCACCAUCUUGGUUUGUUGAACAAGAAGUCUGAUGCUGAGACCAAGACUGCCUAG